Messenger RNA from Tetranychus urticae (two-spotted spider mite), 2478 nucleotides. It is a transcript of the gene pAbp, whose product is annotated as poly(A) binding protein. Gene Ontology annotation, molecular function: RNA binding. NCBI's taxonomy places the organism in Eukaryota, Metazoa, Arthropoda, Arachnida, Trombidiformes, Tetranychidae. The record is from RefSeq and is a predicted model, not a curated record.
UUCACGUUUGGUGAUGCUGAUUGCAGAGUGGAGAGAGAAGGAGAAAAAUUAAACGUUUUAUGUUUUCCAUUUUCUCUAUAAAUUAGAACCUUUUCUCCUCUUCUCUUGUUCCUUCUUUCUUUAUUUCUCUGUUUCUCUACCCAAUCUCCCCUCCACAUUCCAUAGGUGGAGAUUUUAUUCGCAAUUAAUCCAUAAAAAAAUAGAUAAAAAAAAAUUAUAAAAAUAGAAAAUUUAAAAAAAGAGUAAAAACUAAAAAAACCAAAAAAGAUGAACAAUCCUGCUGGACCAAGCUACCCAAUGGCCUCCCUAUAUGUUGGUGAUUUAGCCCCAGAUGUUACUGAGGCUCAACUGUUUGAAAAAUUUUCGAGUGCUGGACCAGUCCUGUCUAUACGAGUGUGUCGGGAUAUGAUUACUCGACGAUCGCUUGGCUAUGCCUAUGUCAACUUCCAACAACCUCCGGAUGCUGAAAGAGCACUGGACACUAUGAAUUUUGAUGUCAUCAACGGAAAACCCAUACGUAUCAUGUGGUCUCAAAGAGAUCCUUCCCUUCGUAAAUCUGGUGUGGGAAACAUUUUCAUAAAAAAUCUUGACAAAUCCAUUGAUAAUAAGGUUAUGUACGACACAUUUUCCACUUUCGGAAACAUUUUAUCAUGUAAAGUUGCUGUUGAUGAGGAAGGCAACUCACGAGGUUAUGGUUUCGUCCAUUUUGAAAACGAAGAAUCAGCUCUAAACGCUAUUGCUAAAGUAAACUCUAUGUUGCUUAAUGGAAAAAAAGUAUUUGUCGGACGUUUCGUACCUAGAAAAGAGAGAGAAAAGAUUAUUGGUGAGAAAUCUAAAAGAUUCACCAACAUUUAUGUUAAAAACUUUGGCGAAGAAAUUGACACCGAUGAAAAAUUGAAGGACAUGUUCUCACCUUUCGGUAACGUUGUUUCUUGCAAAGUUAUGACUGACGACAAUGGCAAAGGCAAAGGAUUUGGUUUUGUCAGCUUUGAAGAACCGGAACAAGCGGAGAAGGCCGUUGAUGAUUUAAAUGGAAAAGAAUUGCCAGGGGGCAAAACACUCUAUGUUGGGCGAGCUCAAAAGAAGGCGGAGAGACAAGCUGAGCUUAAACGUAGAUUUGAACAACUCAAAAUGGAAAGACUGAAUCGGUAUCAAGGAGUAAAUCUUUAUGUAAAGAAUCUCGAUGAUACCAUUGACGAUGAACGGCUCCGAAAGGAAUUUUCACCUUUCGGUACAAUAACUAGUGCCAAGGUUAUGACUGACUCUAAUGGUAGAAGCAAAGGUUUCGGUUUCGUAUGUUUUUCUGCUCCAGAAGAAGCCACGAAGGCUGUUACCGAAAUGAACAAUCGGAUUGUCGGAUCUAAACCUCUCUAUGUAGCUUUGGCACAAAGAAAAGAUGAGAGAAAAGUUCACCUCAUUACACAACACAUGCAAAGAGUUGGUGGAGGAAUCAGAAUGCCACCAAUUCCUAAUCCAGCUUCAGCUGCAGCUGCAGCUCAUCCUCAUGCCCAUCACCCUCACCAUCAUCACCCUAACUUGGCGCCAGCUGCUGCUAUGUUCCCCAACCAUGCAGCAGCCAUGGCUUCUAUCGGAGCUCUUGGUAAUGCUGGUCCCCAAGCAGGACAUCAAGGAGCACCUCAGCCUGGUUACUACAUCCCAACCAUGGCUCCACAUCAAAUGCAACAGCGUGGCUCCUACUAUCAACCACAAGGCGGUCCCUCAGCCCCUGGACCUCAACAAGCGCGAAAUCCAAGAUGGCCUGGUGCUCAACAAAUGCCACGUGGUGCUCCACAACCUUACAAUCAAGCCUUGCGAGCUCGAGGUCCAGCUAUGGCUGCUGGUCAAGGGCCUCGACCAACACAAGUCCCAACAUCAUCUGGUCCAGCCGGAUCUAGACCUAUUACCGGAGGUGCUCAAUCUAUGCCUCAAGGUAUGGGACCUCGUGGAGCACCUCGAGGUGUACCACCAUCUUCCGUCCGGGCUGCUAAUGCUGGACAAGCUGCUAUGGGCAGCUAUAAAUUUAAUUCUCAAAUCCGUAACCCGCCACCUGUCCAAAUGGCUCCUCAGGCUAACAUGGGAGCACAACAAGUUCAACCACAAUCAGAUGUUCAAUCAGCGGUCCAUGUACAAGGACAAGAACCACUCACUGCUUCUAUGCUGGCUAACGCAUCAGAAGCUGAACAAAAACAAAUGCUGGGUGAGCGACUCUUCCCGCUAAUUCAUGAUCUUUACCCAGAGCUGGCCGGAAAGAUCACUGGUAUGCUUUUGGACAUUGACAAUUCAGAGCUACUUCACAUGUUGGAACAUCAUGAGUCAUUACGAGCUAAAGUGGAAGAAGCCGUUGCUGUUUUGCAAGCUCAUCAGGCCAAGGAGUUGGCUGCAAUAAAGAAAUAAGAGAAAUAUUAAUUGUUAAAAUCAAUUAAUAUUGAACCGAUUGAUUCAAAUUAAAGUUUGAAGAAUAACGAUGUUUACAACUUA